CCGAGGAGGCCGAGGGAGAGCAAAAAGGAGGCGGUGUGCCUUUGUAGUCUGGGAGGAAUGCGGAAAUGUCCCCGCUCCGUGUCAAACCUCUCUGAAGGGGGUCAGGCCACAUUCAGCCGGCGUGGGAAAGCCAGGCUGAGACGGAGCUCACACACAGGCGAGCGGGCUGCAGUUUGCAUUGGCCUAUCCGGAGAUAUAUGGAAGAGGGAGAAAAAAAAAAACAGAAGAAAGAAAGGAGAAAAUCCAAAGAAGAGCGUGCUUUUGGAGGGCUAUAUCACGCGUUUGCCUUUGUCCUAUGACCCCCCCACCUCUACCCCUCUCCCUUCUCCACACAACCCCAUCCCCGCCACCCCCCACGCACUAAGUUGCGGUGAGAGAGUGUGUGUGAGUUUUCAUACAGCUCCCCACCACCACCCCCCCACUCCCUCCUCCUCCUCCUGCCUCGUUUGAGUGUCUGUGCCUGGGCUGGUGCAGUCUGAAGGGAUGGGGGGUUAGAGCCUGCAACUGCAACUACCUGUGUGGCCCCCGCAUGGAGGACAGUGCACAUAGGGAUGCGUUUGAUGCAGGAGUUGAACAUUUAUCCAAGACACCAAUGCCUCAGCAGCAUUGGAUCGGAUAUGCAGAUGUUACGACCCUUUACUGACAACGUUAAACAAGGCAUUGCAUGUGCCAACUUUUUUCUGUGAAUAUGGCUUUGUGAGGAACUCUCUGGCUCGUCACCCUCGCCGGGAUUCCCCCGCAAUAUUUUCACCAAGAGACGAGAAAAAUACACAUCUGCAAAAAAAAAAAAAAAAAAAGAAAAAAAUGGACAAAGAAACUAUUGGGACUCAGUAUGAGCCUGUGGCCGAGAUUGGAGAAGGAGCUUAUGGGAAAGUGUACAAGGCGAGAGAUUUGAAGAACGGAGGGCGCUUUGUAGCCCUAAAAAGAGUUCGUGUCCAGACAGAGGAAGAGGGGAUGCCUCUCUCAACCAUCCGGGAGGUGGCGGUACUGAGGCAGCUUGAGGCCUUUGAGCACCCCAAUGUUGUCAGGUUGUUUGAUGUGUGUACAGUCUCUCGGACUGAUCGUGAAACCAAACUCACUCUGGUCUUUGAGCAUGUGGACCAGGAUCUGACCACCUACUUGGAGAAGGCCCCUGACCCUGGGGUACCACCUGAAACUAUCAAGGAUAUGAUGUACCAGCUGCUCCAGGGGCUGGACUUCCUGCACUCACACCGCGUGGUUCACCGUGACCUAAAGCCCCAGAAUAUCCUGGUCACCAGCGGAGGACAGAUCAAACUGGCCGACUUCGGUCUGGCCCGCAUCUACAGCUUCCAGAUGGCACUCACCUCUGUGGUGGUAACACUGUGGUACCGAGCCCCGGAGGUGCUGCUCCAGUCCAGUUAUGCUACACCAGUAGACCUGUGGAGCGUCGGCUGCAUCUUCGCCGAGAUGUUCAGGAGGCGACCUUUGUUUCGAGGAAACUCAGAUGUUGAUCAGCUGGGAAAGAUUUUUGAUGUUGUUGGCGUACCUUCAGCAGAGGACUGGCCCCAGGAGGUGGCUCUGCCGCAGAGUGCCUUCACCCCCAGGCCCCCGAAACCAAUAGAAGACUUGGUUCCAGACAUGGACGAGCAAGGACGGGCCCUUUUAUUGCAAUUCCUUGCCUUCAACCCCUCCAGGAGGAUAUCGGCCUUUGCUGCGCUGAGCCACCCCUACUUUCAGAGCGUGGACAGCCACAGUAGAAGUGUGUAUGCAGCCCAGCCAAUCCCCAGCAACAAACCCACUAUGGAGGAGAGGACUGCCUGAUGGUCCUCCUUCACCUUAAUAUGACAGUGUCUAUAAAAAGUAUUCUGCAAACCCUUCCUCUGGUAUACAUGUUUGGUUUUGUCAGUGUUCAGAGUACAGUAACUAACCUUUUUUGACACCAAAAUGACCCAUAAAUAUAAAACAUCUACAGAAAUCCAUCAUAUAUAGAUGCAGAAGUAUACAACUCAGUUUAUCACAGAUGGCUGUUCUGUGUGUUUCAGAGUUUUUGUCCCAUCAUGCCGUUCUCCUGUAGGUGGAAUGGACCAACAAGCUCAACAGUCCUGAAGACACAGAUGGAUUUAUGAAAACAUCCCUAUAAUCACACACUGGAAGUAGCUGUUUUACUAUAUCGGCCAAAGCAGUCGCUCUGUUUUUUUCUGUCUAUCCGUCCAUCUGUUAGCAAGGUUACACUAAAGCCGCUGCACCAGUUUUCAUGAAACUUGGUGUAAGGGUUGGACAUGGGCAUGGAAACACCAUAGUGUCAAAGUAGGUCCAUACAUUCAGUUUGAAAUGAAAAAUGCACAUAGAGAGCGCUGAUAUCUGAGGUCAGUCAGCUAUUUUUAUUGUUCCGCAAUAACAUUAAAGCACAAAUUAUGUGUUUUCCUUCUUUUUGUCAUGUAGUGCUACUGGUUAGUGGAACCGUCUGUUCCUAUGUUAACAAAAGAUGUAACAGACGUGUUCAUUCACUAGCCUCUGACCUAGGGUUCUCUAGUGCGGAACAUACUUCUAACCUACACCUCCUUUUUGCUCAUCCUUGGCCCAUGCUUACCCUCCCACCAAGUUUCAUGAGUUAUGUGCUACCUAGAAGCUUUAUAGUACUUUUUCUUCUUCUAAUCGGUGUCAAAAAAGGUGAUUUCACUGUUCUUUGUCCAUGUUUUACAUAGAAAAAGCAAACAUGAAAAGACUCAGAAGGAAUACUUUUCGUAGUCAAUGUACAAAGCUCUCGGAAAGAGAAGAUAAAAGUGCUUACAAAAACAGACUCUGACUGCCCCUCUCCCCCCAUUCCCCUGCACAAAAGCUAUCCUCCUUCCAUGAACUGAUGGAUUGUAAAUGCUGCUUCUACGUUGUUCGAUGUUGAUGAUUGACCGUGUAAACAAUGCAAAGACAUUGGCAUCUCAGACUGACUGCUAAGUUAUGGGUGGAUGGACUGUGGAGGCCUCGCAGCAGAAGCCUCUUUAUGACCAGUGUUGAGCCUUGUGGCCUGAACCUGAACCGUACUUAAGGACAGCAUGGAUCUCACCUGAAGCUACACUCACUCUUGGCGAGUUCAUGGAGCAGAUAUACAGUUCAAGCACCGCCACAAAUACGUACACAGCGUUAAAUGUGUGCACCGCCACUGACCUACGCACGCUCAUGUACCCACCAAUCUAUUGAGUCAUUAUUGGGCAUCGUCAGCAGCACACUGCCAUGUUGUGACUUAUCAUUCCAGUUCUACAGAUAUUACUGCCACCUCGAGGAUGCCCUGAGUCACUGCAGACCAGUAGCGGGAUUCUAAUGGUUUCUGCGUCUCUCAACAGGAGCUCCUCACAAUGGGCUGAUAUAGGUGCUGAGACGAUGGUGAAAGAGCCGUAUAGAAAAACUUGUCUCAUUCUCUUGGUGUUGAUGACAUCCUUUCAGGUCGUCAUCGAGGGCUUUUAUCAUAUUAAAGUGAAAAUUCUAUGUUCUAUCUCUGAAUGAUCCAGUAAUGCACAGGCUUGCAAUAGGUGGACAAGGUCCACCAGCACUAUUCAGUACAAUGAAAACAUUUGGCACGGAUCUGUGUCACCAAUAUUCUGUAUUUAAUUUUAAUUUUAUUGAGUCUUAUAUGCUUGUUUUCUUCAAGUUGUUAUUUGAUUUGUAAGAAGCUGGGGCAUACAAUAUUUUACACCAAUUACACCAACCUUUGAAAUGAUGGAAUCUGUGUAAGGUUAGUUUGACAAUGUAAGGAAUGUAUAAAGGAUAGGCAUUGGUACUGUACAGUAUAUAGUGCUACGUACAAGCUGUAAUGAUAGAAGCUUUUGAUAUGGGCAUUGUCAGCCUGUAGAUACGUCUUAAAAUGGAUAGCCGUAGAGUAGUGAGGGUCAGUGGAAUGUUGAAUGGCAUGAGUAUUUCGUCUUUUGAAAAUGUUGGGUUCUGUGGGUGCUUGUUGAAUUUAUUUUGGACUGAGAGUGACUAUGGAUUUUACAGUGGUUUUGAUAAUGAAAUGCACAAAUAUUUUGUGUUUAGUUAAUGUUUUAUUUACAGUCGUGUCUUGUUAUACUCAAGUUCAGUUUUUUUUGCCAGCAAGGAUAAAGCAGGUUAUGCAGAGUAUUUUUGUAAGUAGUUGUUCUUGCAGAACAGUAACAUACUUAACACUGGUUUACUAUUUCUUAACAGGUAGUGCUGCUAGCACACACACAGACACAUUCUCUGACUUUCUCAGGUUCUUGGUUUUGAUGUCCGACCCAUAAGGACACUGUUUGCACAUCUCCGGGCUACUAACUUACCACAUCACAACACUUUCAGGUUUUUCUUUCAAGCUAUUCCACAAAUAUGCCAUUGAUCACAGUCUACUGCCUUUCUUAUUUAUCAAAUAUAUGUUACUGUAGUAAUUACUGUCUGAAGAUAACUGCCUGUAUAAACUGUUUUUUGCCAGAUCAGCAACUUAAUCGUUACAUAGCAAACACAUUUGAGAUCCACGAUAAUUGUCAUAUCAGCUAAGCACUGUGUGAAUUUUCUGUUGGCUAACAACUCCUAACUGGUGUCAGUGGUGCAUACAAUGCAAUGAAAGCUCAAAGUACUUUAGGCAUAGAAGUUUACAAUUAAAAUAUGACUGCUUUAGUCUAAUUAAACUUGAUACAAUCACUGUACACUUUUUCCUGAUGAGUUAACCAGUUUUUUUUUACAUUUCAUUUUCAUUACAUAAAACUGUGUCCACUGUUGAGCUUUUAGAAUUUUCACUGUUUUGAAAAUCAUCUUAGUUUGAUCGACCAUGUAACUCAAUUACACAUAUGUUCCUGUGUCUCAUUUGUUUUUAGCAUAUGAAAAUGAGACAAGGAACAACACAAUCAUGGCAUUAUACUUAUGUAUGAAUGCAGGCAUUGGUGUCUUAUUAUUGUAUUGCACCAGAUGAAUAAAAUGCAGCUUUUUAUGAA
Molecule: messenger RNA, 4895 nt
Organism: Sphaeramia orbicularis (orbiculate cardinalfish)
Lineage: Eukaryota; Metazoa; Chordata; Actinopteri; Kurtiformes; Apogonidae
Gene: cdk6
Product: cyclin dependent kinase 6
Exons: 8
Coding region: 805-1782 (325 amino acids)
Biological process (GO): regulation of cell population proliferation; cell dedifferentiation; protein phosphorylation
Cellular component (GO): cytoplasm; nucleus; cyclin-dependent protein kinase holoenzyme complex
Molecular function (GO): ATP binding; cyclin binding; cyclin-dependent protein serine/threonine kinase activity
Source: RefSeq, a predicted model, not a curated record